Molecule: messenger RNA, 2418 nt
Organism: Argentina anserina (silverweed cinquefoil)
Lineage: Eukaryota; Viridiplantae; Streptophyta; Magnoliopsida; Rosales; Rosaceae
Exons: 2
Coding region: 133-2268 (711 amino acids)
Molecular function (GO): nucleic acid binding; zinc ion binding
Source: RefSeq, a predicted model, not a curated record
UUUUACACCCCCUCUUUGGACUAUUGACAUUCCCACAAGUACAGAAUCCAGAGCGAAAGCGAAAGACGAGUUCUUCACCACCCAACACGACGCCGUUUUGAAGCCCUCAGAACAGUUUACAGGGUUUUGUAAAUGGAUUCGGAUUUGGGGGAAAUUGAGGAGAGGCAGAGCACUCUGAGAAAAUCUUACGAGAGUGUUAAUGCCCAAGCCUCGUCGCUUUUGAGGUUCACGUUGCAGUGGAAGGAGCUUGAGCAGCACAUUGAGUAUACUAAGGAGUUGUUCAAGGCCCGAUUCGACGAGGUUAGGAAGAAGGAGGAGGAGAUUGGGGUGAGGGAGAAGGAGAUGGAGGCUGAGGAGGUGAGGCUUAAGUCGGAGCGAGACGAGAGAGCUAAGGACUUGCAUAGGAUUCAGAAGAUGAUUGAGGAGAAGGAGAAGACGGUCGAGGCGAUGGAGAAGAGGUUGAGGGAGGUGGGGGAGAUGGUUAGGGAGAAGGAGGUGGAUUGUAGUUUGAUUGGGAAGAGUAAUGAGGAGGGGCGGAGGAGGUUGAGUGCGGUGGAGGAGCAGAUUUGGACGAAGGGGACGCAGUUGAAGCGUGUGCAGGGGUUGGUGGAGAAGCAGUGGAAAGAGUUUGAUUUGAGGGAGGAGAGGAUUCGGGAGAUGGGCGAGAAGGAGAGAGAUUUUGUGUUGCUUAAGAAGUCGAUGGAGGAGUGGGGCGGGAGACUUGAGGCGAAGGAGGUGGAGCUUCGGAGGUGGGUUGAGAAGCUUGAAGGACAGGAGAGAGAGAUCGGCGUUAAGAUUGAUGAAGUGAAUUUGAUUGAUAUGAGGGUGCAUGAAUGCCUUAAAGAGGUUCAGUUGAAAGAACAGAAGUUGUAUUCCCUUGAAAAGUCACUGCAUGCGCAGUCAUGGGGACUUAAGAGGAAAGAGAGGGAGCUUGAGAUCAAGCGAGAACAAUUUGAUUCGGAUGUGGUUCGAAAAUCCGUGGGAGUACAUAUUCAGAAUUUGGAAUCAAAGGAGAAUUCUCAUCAGUGGAAGGAGGAGGAAUCAGAAGAUACUGCUGCUGGUGGUAAUAAUGGGAAUAGGGAUGGCAGAGGCUUGCUGUUGUUAAUGAAUCAGCAUUUGAGGAGGAAUGAUCUAAUGCUUAAAGAAAUCGAUGAUGCUCUUCUAAGGUCACCAGAGCCAGCGAAAUUGGUCUUAGAUGCAAUGCAUGGGUUUUACCCUUCAUAUUCAACUGUGGAAAACGACAAGUUUGACUUGACGGUUGUUAGGAGGAGUUGCAAUUUUUUGUUGGAGGAGUUGAUGAGAGUCUCUCCAAAAAUUACUCCUCAGUUGAGAGGAGAAGCAAAAAAGUUAGCAGCUGAGUGGAAAGCUAAGAUGAAUAUUGGCAAUUGGUUGGAAGUUUUGGGUCUUUUGCUGCUUCUUGCUGCAUAUGAUUUGAGCUCAAAUUAUGAUGUGAAGGAGCUUGAAAGUCUUGUUGGUAUAAUUGCUCAGCACAACUAUGACACAGCUGAAUUGCGCCCAGCUCUUGGGCUCGGUGCUAAGGCAUCUGAUCAGGAGGCUGCGAGUCGGAGCAAUUCGGAAAGAAAUCCGAGCAGCAUUAAUUGUUCUUCUGAUACUAAAAUCGAGAAACCUGUAGAUUCCCCACUGGCCAAUACUAAAAUCGAGAAACAGACUUUCACCAAAAAUACAGAUGUAGCUAACUCGCAGGUACUAAAUGAACAUUUGAGUUAUGGGAAUCAAUUGAUGAAUCCAGUUGUUACUGAUGGUUCCUGUCAGUCAGUAAUUGGUUUAGCAGGUAAAGUGCUUGCAGCGAAUAUAAUCCAGGACCUUAUUGGAAAGAAGCAACUGCUUGAGGCCGUUGUACUUAGUUGCAACCUUAAGUUAACUGAUAGGUUUCCCCCAGUUCCACUCCUAAGAGAAUGUGCCGAGGCUGCAAUAAGGAAUGGCUCAAAGGCAAUAGAUGACCAGAUAUCCGUCCUGAAAAGUGUGAUCAGAUGCAUCAAAGAUUACAACCUAGAGUCUGAAUACCCAUCCAAGGACAUUGAAUUGCAACUUCGGAAGCUGGAGGCCUUAAGUGUGGAUCCGCAAGAUGCAUGUAUUGACACCAAGCCACUUGGUAGAAAUGCUAAGAAGAAAAGAUGGAGGGAGCGUGAUAGCAGCACAUAUGUCUCUGAUUUGCAAUCACCACAACAAGCAAAGAAGAAACACAUCAGGUGUUACCAUUGCAAUGAGCCUGGGCAUGUUCAGAGCAACUGUCCCCGAAAAUGCUGAAGGCUCGUAAAUUGGUGGUAGUUUUGUUGUAAAUUUUCUUGGCAUUUUCUGUGCCCAAGUUUUGGAAAAUUUCAUGUACAGUCUUGGUCUUUAUGUAACUAUCAUGAUGUAUAGUUUUUCUAUAACACUCAGUGCAGCUGAUCUUUGUCU